AUGGUACUGCUCCAUGCGGGCGAAGACCUAACCUCACAAGAGGAAAACUACAUCCGCUUCGAGCAGCUGUACGAUUGGACAUCCGCCAGCAUCGAAGCCCAAAUCAUGGACCAUCAACAUCCUCCACCACAUCCGCAAGUCAUCGUGCACCAACAGCCGCUGAAAGCGCCAUUCCCGACAUUCGACGAUCAACGCAUUAUCGUCGAGACUCACAUCCGUGGCAUACUCUCGCUGAGGAAGAUGACAUCCGAAUCUCAUAAGGAACUUCGAAACCUUAUCGACGAGUGUACCAAGCAUGUCGAGUGUCUCGAAUAUCUGCAGCAAGAAUUGAGCGGCGUAUCCGAAUUGAUGGUCGUUUUCUUGCUAACGUCAGCGUUGGAUCCAUCUACACGAAAGGUGUGGGAACAAUCACUCCAAUCCGGAGAGUUGCCGAAAUACCGAUCCACGAUUGCCUUCCUCAAGAGUCAGUGCCAAGUGUUGGAACGAUGCGAAUCCGUUUGCCCGAUCACGAUGCCGAAACCAUCUACAACCAAGCAAGCUCAACCGAAGGUCCCCAAUCAGCGGUCGUACGCAGCAACCGCAGCGUUCGACAAACCGUCCAUCCAAUGUGCGUUUUGUGAUGGCCCGCACCGAAAUUUCCAAUGCAACAAGCUGUCCAUUCUACCCAGCGCCGAAAGAAUGGAAAAGGUUCGAGCUUCCGGAGUGUGCUACAAUUGCCUAACCAAAGGUCAUCGCUCGAAGGAUUGUCCGUCAACCAAGAACUGCCAGAAGUGUGGUAAACGACACCACACUCAGCUCCACGAAGAACAACAACAACAACCGAAACCGAUGGCUACACCCACAACAACCAACCUGUUGUUGCUCACCGCUGUCGUUCACGUCCUGAAUAACGACAACCAACCCCAAACUUGCCGAGUUCUCCUAGACAGUGGUUCCCAGGUAAAUUUCAUCACCGAUCAGUUGGCCAACACGCUGCGUCUCGAGAAACGAAAGGUCGAAGUUCCAAUUGGUGGCAUCAACGGAAUUAAAACUGUGGCCCGCCAUCUCAUCAAGGUUCACCUCCAAUCACGCUGUAGUGAUUUUCGCACCGAGCUAGAAUGUCUAGUCAUCCCGAAGGUGACUGGUCCGAUCCCAUCAACCAACAUCGAUAUUACCGAUUGGCAUUUCCCCCAUGGUAUCCAACUAGCAGAUCCGAACUUCUUCAAGCCCGACAAAAUCGAUCUACUGGUUGGAGCAGCCCUAUUUUUCAACAUAGUCAAGACCGGCCAUCUCAUACUGGAUCCCUGUUUACCCGAACUCCGAGAGUCAUACCUUGGUUGGCUUGUGACUGGUACCCUGACAUCUAAAUCCAACUAUGAGCCCAUCCAAUAUGCCCAACUAGCCUCGGUGGAAUCCAUCGAAAAUUCCAUCACCAGAUUCUGGGAACUUGAGGAAGUUCCAACCGCUCCGAAAACGACAGCCGAAGAGCAGCAAUGUGAGGAACAUUUUGUUGCCACCCACACCCGUGAUGUUUCCGGUAGGUACACCGUUCGAUUGCCGUUGAAACCAAAUGCCGACAAGCUGGACAGCUGCCGAAAUUUAGCAUUGAAAAGGUUUUUCAUGCUGGAAAAUCGCUUGCAACGGAAUCCCGAACUGUGGUCCCAGUAUGUUGAAUUCAUUCGUGAAUAUCAACUACUUGGUCACUGCCAAACCAUCAACGAAGCCGACGACCCGCCCCAGCGUGGGAAAUAUUAUCUUCCACAUCACGCUGUACUUCGCCCCAGCAGCACCACCACAAAGUGCAGAGUGGUGUUCGAUGGAAGCGCAAAAUCAUCCCCGUCUGGUCUUUCCCUCAACAACGUCCUCACCGUCGGCCCAGUGGUUCAAAACGACUUGUUUAGCAUUAUGCUAAGGUUCCGCAAACAUCGUUACGUUUUUACUGCUGACAUCGCCAAAAUGUACCGACAAGUACGAGUGCAUACCGACGACACUGGCUAUCAACGCAUUUUCUGGAGAGAAAACCCGAAACACCCCCUGCAGGUUCUAGAGUUGACAACCGUCACCUAUGGGACCGCAUCAGCUCCGUUUCCAGCAACCAGGUGCUUGAUACAACUCGCCGACGACGAGGGAGACAAGUUUCCCAAAGCUGCUAACAUCUUAAGACAUGAUUGCUAUGUUGACGAUAUCAUGUCUGGUUCCGACAACAUCGACGAGGUGAUUGAAAUCCAACGACAACUGAAGGCCAUUCUGCUGAAGGGUGGUUUUCCUGUCCACAAAUGGUGCUCCAACUCAACACAAUUGCUCGAGCACAUCCCGGUGAAUGAGCAAGAAACCACCAAACGAUACGACGAAUUCGACAUCAACGAAGCGAUUAAGGUCCUAGGCGUUCUGUGGGUGCCUAGUACUGAUCAGCUUUUAAUUGCCCGAUGUACUUCCCCGACGGUUAACGAAAAGCAGCCCUCCACGAAACGAAUUGUGUGUUCCGAAAUCGCCAAAUUGUUCGAUCCAUUGGGAUUGAUAUCGCCAACCAUCGUCAUCGCCAAACUCCUGGUUCAACAACUUUGGCGAAAGAAGUUGGAUUGGGACGAUCAUCUCGACAACGACAGCCUCAAGCAUUGGAAUGAGCUCCGAGAGUCACUUUCUCAUCUCAACGAAAUUGCAAUCCCCCGCCAAGUGACAUUCAACGACGCUGUGGUUUACGAGCUGCAUGGUUUCGCCGACGCUUCUAUGGUAGCAUAUGGUGCAUGCGUCUACAUACGAAGCAUUUUCCCCGAUGGUUCCUGUAAGGUUCGCUUGCUGAGCAGCAAAUCGAAAGUCGCCCCCCUCCACGAAUUGUCCAUCCCAAGGAAAGAAUUGUGUGCUGCAGUACUUCUAGUCAAAUUGGUGACAAAGAUUGUUUCCUUUAUUGACAUCAAUUUUCGCCAAGUUCUACUUUGGUCCGACAGCCAAAUCGUUUUGGCUUGGAUCAAAAAACACCCCGACCGACUUGAGAUUUUUGUGCGCAAUCGAAUUGCUGAAAUCAAUCUUCACACCCAACAAAAACAGUGGCAUUACGUUCCAUCGCAGUUCAAUCCAGCCGAUAUUGUGUCGAGAGGUCAACUGCCGUUCCCGCUGAGCCAAAAUACGACGUGGUGGGAAGGCCCACAAUUCCUGACCGAAGCAACUUUCAUCGAAGAGCGCCCAGAAGACAUCCCCGAUGAUGAAUUGCCGGAGUUAAAAGUCAACUUGGUGACUACUCUGGCAACCAAUCAAAAACCAUUGGACGUUUUCACCGAUGUGAGCUGUUUCCGAAGGCUGCAACGAAUUAUCGCCUGGGUGUUGAGGUAUCUGAACAACCGCCGCAAGCCAAAAGAGGAACGUGUGUUGCAUCCGCAUUUGACUAUCGACGAGCUUCGAAAUUCCAUGUUGGUCAUCGUUCGUGUCAUUCAACGUUUGGAAUUUGACGACGAAAUCAAACGUGUCCAAAAAGGUGUCCCAUGCAAACGAUUAGCAGCUCUCAAUCCCAUCCUAUCCGACGGUCUUCUUCGAGUUGGUGGUCGACUGAGACAUUCCAACUUGCCCGACGAAUCAAAGCAUCAGCUCAUCCUACCAAACAACAAUUCGGUCACAAAGCUACUGGUCCGAGCUUUGCACCUUGAGCUUCUCCAUGUGGGUCCGAGUGGGCUCAUCUCAGCGCUUCGACAACGAUUUUGGUUACUCAACGCCCGUUCAACUGUUCGCAAUGUUACACGGCAAUGCAUCAAAUGUUUCCGUGUGAAUCCAACCAACGUCCAGCAACUGAUGGGUGAAUUGCCAAAGCAGCGUGUGGUGUUGUCCUCGCCGUUCAACAUCACCGGAGUCGAUUAUGCAGGUCCAAUCCAAGUGAAGCAAGGUAAAUAUCGUCCGAAGGUGGUUAAGGCUUACGUCUCGGUGUUCGUGUGCAUGGCCACAAAAGCAAUACAUCUGGAAUUGGUGUCAGAUUUGACGACCGAUGCAUUCAUCGCUGCCCUAGAGAGGUUCAUCAGCCGCCGAGGAAUGGUUGCCGAAUUGCAUUCCGAUAAUGCAACCAACUUCAAAGGUGCCAGCAACGAACUCCAUCAAUUGUACCAGCAGUUCCAGGAGCAGCAACAAGCCAACAGAAUCGAGAGGUAUUGCCAGUCGAAAGAAAUCGCUUGGCAUUUCAUCCCGCCAAAUGCUCCCGAGUUUGGUGGCCUUUGGGAGGCCGCUGUAAAGAGCACCAAAUAUCAUCUCAAGCGAAUCAUCGGUACCACUUUGUUGUCCUUCGAAGAAAUGGCCACUCUGUUGUGUAAGAUCGAAGCCAUCCUCAACUCCAGACCCUUGUAUGCGGUUUCCAACGAUCCUGCUGAUCCGGAGGUAAUUUCGCCAGCCCAUUUUCUUAUCGGUCGACCAUUGACGGCACCAUCAGGCCCUACCUAUUGCGAUGAGAAAAUAGGACGAUUAAAUAGAUGGCAACAUAUUCAACUUAUGCGUGAGCACUUUUGGAGAGCUUGGUCCAGGGACUAUUUGUCAUCUCUUCAGGUGCGUAAGAAGAACACAUCCGUACAAGAUAACAUCAAACCUGGCAUGAUUGUUAUCCUCCAUGACAACAACCGACCCCCCCUCGAAUGGAAACUUGGCCGCAUCACAGCAGUGUUCCCUGGCGAUGAUAAUUUGGUUCGCGCCGUAGAUGUCUUCAGCGAAGGUUCAACAUAUCGUCGUGCUAUCACCAAGAUAUCGCUCCUACCAAUAGAGGACAACAAGUCACCACUCCCGGCCGGAAUAUGUUCCGUUUCUGACAAUCUGCCAGCACGGAAGAAGUCGACAUAA
Molecule: messenger RNA, 4785 nt
Organism: Uranotaenia lowii
Lineage: Eukaryota; Metazoa; Arthropoda; Insecta; Diptera; Culicidae
Exons: 3
Coding region: 1-4785 (1594 amino acids)
Biological process (GO): DNA integration; proteolysis
Molecular function (GO): aspartic-type endopeptidase activity; nucleic acid binding; zinc ion binding
Source: RefSeq, a predicted model, not a curated record